UGUCCCUAAAUUCUAGUUGUCUACCCAUUCUAUUGCAAAAAGUGUCCAUUUAAAAGCUCGAAUGAAAUAAAUAUAAACAAAUAGUUAAUAACAUUAUAUAAAUAAUAAACAAAGUUGUUUGGAGUGUUCAAAUUGUAUAAAAAUAUGUGGAUUUCUUAAAAAAUAAAGCGCAAAUAACCAAUAAAAAAGUUGGUACUCACGGUGAAAUGAUAACCUCUUGAUAAAUAGAUGUAAAGGAAAAAUUUUGCAAAAGAAACAAUAAAAAUUUAGUUUCUUUAAAAGCCUUAACGAAGGACGAAGAUAUUAUUUGUGAGCAAAGAAACAUCAUAAUACUGGAUAAAAAUGGCUGGAUUCGUAAUAAAGGGAGAGAUCCCCGAUUCGGCGGAUGUUGGUCCCUGGACAAAGUCUCCGGUACAACAAGAGAACAAACAGCAAUUAAGAAAUUAUCGCCUUAGACAGGAUAACACCCAGCAACAACAACAAUCAUCGUCGUUUAGCGCUGCCAAGCCUAUGAAGGAUAUAAGUAGUAACGGCGGUCUAUUGAAAUUAGCUUUGGAAAAUGGUAAACGCCAAGAGACAAAAGGCAAUCAUUGUGGCGAAAUAUUUGUUACAAACAAUGCAAAAAAAUGGACGUUUGUGUGCACCUAUUGCCAAAAAUCUACCCGGGAUAUUGGAGAAUUUGUGUGUCACAUAAAAUUCAAGCAUAUGGGUGGCAUACACCACUCGGACGAGGAUGACGAUGAUGAUGCUGCCGAUGAAAAUAAUGCUACACGUAAAGCCCACAAUUCAAUGGCAGAGGAUUCUUAUAAUCAAGGACAAGAUUAUUUCGAUUGCACAAAUUAUUUGGAUGUUAAUGUUCACAUUGAAGACAGCGACGAACAGCAGUCCUCCUCCUCCAGAUCAAGGAAAACUCCAAAUUCGAAAACCAAUCGAAAUGGUGCAGAUGUGGUUAAUCUUUUGGAUGAGGAAGAGGAGGAGGAGGAGCAGGAAGAGGAGGAAAAUAAAUAUGAUAAUAAUAAAACAUCCGCACAGUAUGAAUAUGAAAGUGUUGAGGAUGACGAACAAGCCAUACUCAUUGAGGAUGCCGACCAACAAAAUGAGAAUCCUCAACACAUGGAUGAAGAUACCAACAAGGAAUUCCUGCUACAAGCCAUGGGCAAUGAUAACGAUUCCCUGAUAGACGAUAUUGCAUCCAUGGUUAAGGGCAAUAAAAAGCGUAAUCGUCCGCACGUUAAAGGCAGUUUUUCGUGUAAACUCUGUGAGAAGACCUUCCAGUAUUUCUCACUGUAUCGCAAUCACAUGAUUAAGCAUUCCAAUUUCACACCCUUCAAGUGUGAAUUUUGUGACAAGGGUUUCAAAUCGAAACAGGCCAUACGUUACCACAUGAAAACCCAUUCGACGGAAAAAGAAUUUCAAUGUCCGCUCUGUCCAUCGAAUUUUGCCACCUCGAGUGUCUUUAUAUCGCAUGUAAUGACCCAUGAAAGUGCAACAUGUUUUCCCUGUAUGGUGUGUGGUAAAAUCCUAUCGUCGGAACAUGAACGCGAGGAGCAUGUGGAGACUCAUUCCGAAGAACGGCCUUAUAGCUGUUCGUUUUGUAGCAAACGUUUUAGACAAAAACACCAUCUAUCGAAUCAUUUAAAAUUGCAUUGUCGCUAUCGUUGCGAUUUUUGUAAGGUAAGCUUCAAUUCGACCCAAACACAGCGGCGACCGUACGCUUGUCCCAGCUGUGAGGAUAUACCCGAGAUACGACAACAAGUUGAAAGGCGUCGCGCCCUAUUAUUCAGGCCCAGCACUGAUGUUCUUCCCAUGGAAUUUGAAAAUGUUGUCUUGGAUAAUGUGAACUCAUCCACUGCCACGGAAUGUGUAGAUUUGGAUGCGGUGCCUUCCGAUGAUAAUGAUGGCGAUGGUGAUGACCAGAGUGAGGACGAGGGCAGUACAAGCAAAAAAAUAUACCCCCAAUGUACAUAUUGCUUUAAGGCUUUUGCCCAUGUUGAGGCCUUAAAUUUCCACAUAAAAAAGGUGCACAAUCGUUGAGUUGUGGGAUGGUUUUUUAACACCAAGUAGAGGAUUGCAUUUUCAUUCCGUAUUAUUACUCUUUGGAUUAUGAGGCAAAACAUUAAAAGGAGUACUUUUUGUUGUAUGAUUUACGCUAAGAUUAAAAACAAAGUAGUAUAAAUAAUUAUAUGUGUAAUUUAAAAAUAAUUUAUAAUUAUUAAUGAACAUAUUCUGUUUAGAAUUUUUGCUGAACUUUGCAUCAAGAACUUCAAUAAUACAAUAUUGAUGUUUUCGAAAAGUUACACUAUCUUGAAAACUAUUAUAAGAUCCAAGGCAAUGAUGCUUGAUUUUUGAUUUAGGAAUAAUUUGUAAUUUAAUUUUAUAGGUAUAUCUGAACUGUAUUUUUGAUGCAAACUUUUAUUCCAUAAAAUCUUGGCAAUUAUUUUUUUAUUUAUAAAUUCAAAAUUUAAAACAACAAUUUCAGCUCUUAAUCUAAUAAGCCAAUAAGUAAGUUCGUAUUGUAAAAUUUAGAUUUUAUUUUGAAAUAUAAGAUAUAUUUUUUGGAAUAUGUUCAACCCAUAACUCAAAACAAAUUCCUAAUUUAAGUUUAGAAAUUAUAAAUUUUUUUAUUAUUAUAUUAUUUCCCCAAGGACUGAUAGUUGUAUUCUGUCGUCAUUUUUUUAAAUGUAUAUAAAUACAUGCCGAUAUCAACAUAAUUUUUAUUUCA
Molecule: messenger RNA, 2722 nt
Organism: Musca domestica (house fly)
Lineage: Eukaryota; Metazoa; Arthropoda; Insecta; Diptera; Muscidae
Product: gastrula zinc finger protein xFG20-1
Exons: 2
Coding region: 343-2034 (563 amino acids)
Cellular component (GO): nucleus
Source: RefSeq, a predicted model, not a curated record